Messenger RNA from Ctenopharyngodon idella (grass carp), 1936 nucleotides. RefSeq lists its product as uncharacterized. The record is from RefSeq and is a predicted model, not a curated record. NCBI's taxonomy places the organism in Eukaryota, Metazoa, Chordata, Actinopteri, Cypriniformes, Xenocyprididae. The coding region runs from base 77 to 1024 and encodes 315 amino acids. The transcript is spliced from 9 exons.
UUCAACUAGACACUCUUCACAGACUGCUGCAGAAAACUGCUGAAUUGUGAAGGUCUUCUGUGAGGUUGAUACGUUGAUGAAUUCCAGGAUGGCCAUACGAGUGAUUUUGUUUCUAACACUUUUUACUGGGCUGUGCGUCGCUGAUUCCAAAGGGAAUCUGGCUCUUCAUGCCAAGGUUGUGCAGUCCUCCACACACCCACAGGGAGGAGAUGCUCAACGUGCAGUAGAUGGAAACAGAAACUCAGAUUCCAGGAAGGGCUCAUGCACUCACACUAAAACUGAGUUUAAUCCAUGGUGGAGAGUUGAUCUUGGAAAUGUCUACAGUGUAAGCAACGUUAUCAUCACUAAUCGUGGAGACUGUUGCAAAGAGCGGCUUAGAGGAGCUCAGAUUCGUAUUGGUAACAGUCUGGACAACAACGGAAACAACAAUGAGCUGGUUGCAACUAUUCUCACUGUUCCUGAUGGCACAGAAACAUUUUCAUUUGAGCCUGUUAAUGGCCGAUAUGUCAACAUUUUUUUACCUGGGAAUGAUGAAAUCCUCACUCUGUGUGAAGUCGAGGUGUUUGCAGAUAAGUACACACCACCGCACAUUUGUGUUCCAAGGAAUCUUGCUCUUGGAGCCACAGCUGUCCAGUCUUCCACAUACCCUCAAUCAGGAGCUCAAAAUGCUAUCGAUGGCAACAAGAAUUCAAAUUUCAAUCUUGGGUCAUGCAGUCAUACUAAUGGGGACAGGGACCCCUGGUGGAGAGUUGACUUGCUGGAAGUCUACAAGAUAACCAGGGUUAGCAUCACUAAUCGUGGAGAUUGUUGUCCAGAGAGAAUAAAUGGUGCUCAGAUCCGUAUCGGCAACAGCCUGGAAAAUAAUGGCAAUAAUAAUCAGCUGGCUGCGACUGUUGAGUCCAUCCCACUUGGACAGACAAAAACAUUUAAGUUUCAUCCUAUUAGGGGGCGAUAUGUCAACAUUUUUAUACCUGGACGCAGUGAAUAUCUCACACUGUGUGAGGUUGAGGUGUUUGCAGAUUAAGUGGAAUGAGAUGAAGUUACACCACAGUCCACUGAUCCUAUGAGCAAAAUACCAAACUACUGUUUUCUGAGCAAUACUAAUAUUGCACUUUUUCAUUGUUUUCAUUUUACCUGUGCACCUUUUAUCCUUAAGAUAAAAGAUAAGUUUCAGUGCACAUUCAGUAAAGGAAUGAAAUGGAUCUUAAAAUGUACCCAUCUUUUACCCUUCUUUGUUUAUCUUUGCUUUCUACAUGAAUAAAUUACUACAGCAUUGCAUGUUCAUUGCAUGUUUCAUGAUCAAAAAAUAUCCUUUAGAUAUUUACAAUGAGGAGGAGGUGUAGUGUUACAUAACUACCCAUCUAGGGUUGAGAGGAACAAAGAAUUUCAUCUUUCAAAAAAGAGAAGAAAAAAAAAGAAACAUGGAGAGAACGAGGAUGUCCAACCUUCUGUCCCAGAAUCAACAACACAACCACAAAUUCAACCAAUAUUAACUUUUCAUUUUCUGUUAUAAAGAGUAAAAAAAAAAAAAAAUAAUAAUAAUAAUGAAAAUAGCUUCAGGGAAGAGCCUGGUCAAAAUAACAAACAAACCAAAAAACUAACCCAGAAAUCUAUCUAAAUUACCUGGAGAAAAAUAAUCCAGACAAAUAAAUUGCAUAACGCUUCCCUCUCUCCCUGUUUAACCAUAAAGAGGAAAAAAGGAUUACAAACGAAAAUGGCACCCUCCACUUACAUUCCCCAAAACAAGAAAGAACCAUCCAAUCGCCUCCAGCUGGUCAGUCAGAGCACCUAUUAUGAGAGAACAAAAACAUACAUCUGAACACAGCACAAAAUAUACAGACAUAAAUACAUAACACAACACUAUUGUCACGUUUCAGUUUGUGUUUGGACUUUCUCUUUGUAUUUCGAUCAGUUCCUUUGUUCAUUUUCCCGCCAA